Bicyclus anynana (squinting bush brown) is the source of this 11009-nucleotide messenger RNA. It is a transcript of the gene heca, whose product is annotated as headcase protein. The record is from RefSeq and is a predicted model, not a curated record. NCBI's taxonomy places the organism in Eukaryota, Metazoa, Arthropoda, Insecta, Lepidoptera, Nymphalidae. The transcript is spliced from 5 exons. The coding region runs from base 185 to 1420 and encodes 411 amino acids.
GCCCCGCGUGCAGGCGGGUGGCGCGGCGGCGGCGCGGCGACGCGCUGCGCUCUUGAAAUUUCGCUUUCGUUCACUCGCGGUUAUUAGUCGGCCGCGCGCGCUCCGGCAAGCAUGUGUUUCGCGUGACGCGUUCCGAUACACCGCGGCGGCACGUUCGAUUUCGUUGAGUCGAUCGUGGUGCAGCAUGGCUCCGCGACGGCAGGGCGCUACCGGCGAGCGGGAGUCCGACGACUCCCACGGCUGCUGCGUGCCCGGCGAGUGCCUGCGCCCCCGGGAGCCCGUGCGCGUGGAAGACGCUAUCCGCGUGCUCUGCAACAACGACACGUGCGCCGUCGGCCGGUACAUGCACAGAGAGUGCUUCGAGCAAUGGGAGGCCGGCGUGCUCGCUUACCUCAAGUCCUGUGGCCGCGCACGAUCGUGGUCCGAGAGGCAGAGACACCAGAAUCUGUGGACGAAGAAGGGCUAUGACUUGGCGUUCAAAGCGUGCGGCUGCCGGUGCGGUCGCGGCCACUUGAAGAAAGACUUAGACUGGACUCCGCCCGGCACGGCGAUCAGAGCGGACGAUGAGAAGAAGAAACGCAGGAGGGCACGGCCGGGCCGCACGCCAGCGCCGGUCGACGUCCGCUCCCGGGCCUUCAGCCUCUCGAGCUCAGGUUCCUGCUCUCCGCCGUCCGCUUCCUCGGAGCCGUCUGCGAGCCCCACACACGCGCCACCGCUCAACUUGACUCCCGCGAAAAGGAACUCGAAACCCGAACUCGUUUCCGACAGGAUCAGAGCUGGCGCCGGUGCGAAUGGCAUCUUUUCACGAAGACUGGACUUCUCUACAUUCAACCUUCUACCCAAACAUAAAGUGAACUCAUAUCAGAUAAAGAUCGAAGAUGAGGGCAACCACGGCAACGAUGACACUCGCCUGUUCAUCCUCUCAACACUUGCUGGACAACACAAACCGCGCGUCUCCUGUGCGUUGUGCAAAGAAACUUUGCAUGUCUUCGAUCGCUACCCGCUGGUGGAUGGCACCUUCUUCCUCAGCCCUCGGCAACACAUGAGCAGCGCAGUUGAGGUGAAAGUGGAAGGGCGCACACAGUAUCUGACAUGUGUAUGCAUGGGUUGCCUGGAGCGAUGCGACCUGGACCGGACGAUUCGUUGCCGCUUCUGCGGUCAGAAGUGGGACGGCUCCUCGCUUGUCCUCGGCACCAUGUACUCCUAUGACAUCUUCAUGGCCACGCCCUGUUGCGCUGAGAGACUGAAGUGUAACAACUGCUACAAGCCGCUGCUCCACCCACACCAGCGGCUCAACUACUCCGACUAUUCGCACCCAGUCACCUGCCCGCACUGCCGCGUAGUCGACACGCACUUCGUGAAGCCGCUGUCUUACUGCUUCACGAAACGGGUCUUCCCGCUGUUCCAGCAGUGGCCAUAACAAACGGCGGUGCCGGGGCCCUCUCCCGGCACCCCCCCUGAUUCGUGGGGUCUAGCGCCGUCGCCUUCCCGACGCGCGUCCCCUCCAGCGUUGCGCCCAGUCGUCAACACGAGCAUGGCCCGUGCGCCUGAACCAACAACAACAACCGAUGAGUCUGCUAAAUUCCUCAAUCCUUUGGCUAGUAUAACGGAGUCGCUGUCUUUACUCGGGCUUAGUCCGGAGACGCUCGCUAUGAGCUUCGGAGAAUCUCUGGCAGAGCGGUACCUGUCUGCCCUGCGACCCAAGCCUGCAGAAAGGCCGCUGUUGAGUACUUGUGGGGCCCCUCGUCGCACGCCGCAAGCAGAGCCCUCUAACUUGCAGCUGUUCUCCAACGACUUCAUCGAUUACUUGAACCAAAUCGCGUAAAGUGCUAACGACUCGCGCAAUGACGAACUCUAUGUGUGUCCUCAUUUGAGGCGCUAGGAAUAAUUUUUGUUAAAAUUAAGUUGGUAUUAUUGAAAAUAAUUUUAUGUAUCGGUUUAGAUCAUACUAUUGAUUUUAUUUUAAUUUUAUUCUACAAUUUGUUGAUUAAAAUAGGUAGAUGUUGAUUUAUCGAAAAUAAUAAUAAUUAGGGGUAUGUAUAGUGACACCAGAAAAUGCAUUUUGUUUUUUUUUUUAAAUUUUCGUUUGAACCAAUAACCGGGGAGUAUUCCUUCUGAAGGAGAAUAUAAAGUUUUUUUUUUUUUAAUUAUUACCUUCGAUUUCAGUGAUACUGAUAGGGUAGCCCUAUGUAAUAGGGUGUUUGUGUGGUGUGUUGUUUAGUUCAAUUUAGUUUAUUAGUUAUGUUUUAUUUUAGCAAAAUUUUAAACUUUUAACAUUAACAUUAAGUGUUAUACGAUAUUUUCGUAGGUUUAUGUCGAUUUUUUUCUUCUCUCCCACCAAAUGGCACCCAAUAUCUGUAAGCGCAUUACAGAUGUCAUUUUAGGUUAUAUUACUUUAAUAUCAUUUUCAUUUACUUACAGAUAUUUUUCACUUAAUUAUGGUAUAGGAGUUUAAUCGUAAGUAAUUGCUGUGUCACCAAUAAUAUGAUUAGCUUGUCAAUAAUAUGUAUUACAUUUACUGUAAGGUUAUGUAUCUACAUGUUUUGUUUCCACUGAAAUUAUUUAUUAUAAUAUUCAGUGAUCAGCGGAGAGUUGUAUAUGAAAAAAAUAAAUUUUAUAUUGAAUAGAAACUUUUUGGAAUCGUGCCAUAUCAAAUGAAAUAACCUCAAAAUAUUUGGAACAGAAAUUAUUUUAUAAGAUAAAUGGCCGCUUAUCACUGAAAGCAUUUAUUUAUGAAUAAAUUUUGUUACUAUCGUGAAAAUUUUUGGGCUACGUCUAUAUUUUAGGUUAAGGGUUUUUUCUUAUAAUUAUCUUGAAUGUCUAUUUAUUUGUAAGGAUAGCUAGCGCUUCGACAUUUAAUAAGCGUAUAAGUGAUGCACAUUUACUCAGUAAUGUUUAACGUUAACAUUUUAGGUAAGUUUUUGAUACAUUUGAUACUUACUACUCGCAAGUGAUUACAAGUGAUAUAAAAAUUCUAGACCUAGUGCGUGUUUAGUGGAUAGUGGAGAAAACAAGUGGUGCGGAUUGGUAGGCGCUUAUAACGGCUUAUUAGGCUGCUACUCCAUAGGUCUGCGAACACUUUUUACCCAAUUAUGGUAUUUUUAGGCAAAGAGAGACAGCUUUUCUUGGGGAAAAGAUCGCAAACCUGUGGUAGAGCGGCUUAACAAAAUUAGGGUAUCGUGAUAUCCGUGAACUAGAUCGUUCACAAUGUAGGCAAUAAUUCUAUAAAGACUUGACAAUUUUUAUAGGUAAAAAUUUUUGCAUUAUUCUAAAAAAAAAAUCAAAACUGCCAUUUACCUUUUUACUAAACUUAAUAGCUAAGUUCCAAGUUGGGAGCGUCUUUGUUUUGGAACCGACGUUCAUGAUAUUGGACUGAAUGUAUUCAUACAUGUUGCGUAGUAGGUAGAGCCUUAGUAUCAUCACCCAUCACGCGCACGACAUCAUUCUAUCAUCCGCAUCACUGCACAUCAUCAAUCAUCCCUGUCAUUUGGCAUGGUUUGAGUGGCGGCGAACUGGCUUACUGUUACUCCAUUUGUUACACACCAACAUUUUUGUUCAUAAUAUUAAUACUAUUAAAGUUAAAGUAUCAAAAUACUUGCUCACAAGAUUACCGCCAUGUGGAAUGUUGAGUCAACUACCAUUGUUCCCAUAGUUGUUUCAGUUAAUGGUCUUAAAGCGAAAACUCUUCUUUGACUUUAAAAAGAAAAAUCUUUGAACAACACCCUAAGAAGCUUUCACUUAAUUGUUGGAUCAAGAGUCGUAUACAGAAGGCAGUGAUUCUUACAAUGUUCUGAUUUGUAUGGUGUCACAGGGCACCCGUAGAGACGUUUCAUCUUACGUUCUACUAGCCCUAGAGCUCCAGUCUUGGCAGAGCUAUGCUCGUUCGAUUCCCUCAGUAACGCUACUGCAGCAGUCAUGUAAUAAUACUGCAGCAGUCAUGUAAUAAUACUGCAGGCAGCCCUGUAACAAUACUGCAGCAGUCAUGUAAUAAUACUGCAGCAGCUUUGUAACAAUACUGCAGCAGUCAUGUAAUAAUACUGCAGCAGCCCUGAAACAAUACUGCAGCAGUCAUGUAAUAAUACUGCAGCAGCUUUGUAACAAUACUGCAGCAGUCAUGUAAUGAUACUGCAGCAGCUCUGUAACAAUACUGCAGCAGUCAUGUAAUUAUACUGCAGCAGCUCUGUAACAAUACUGCAGCAUUCAUGUAAUAAUACUGCAGCAGUCCUCUAACAAGACUGCAGUGGUCUCAUUAAGGAGUAAACCAUUACAAAGUUAUACUUGAAAAUUCUAACUGCGUUCACAAUAUGGCGGUAAUUCUUUUCAAUAUAAAAACAUGGACAGUAGCUUGUCUUCUGAACAGUAAACUAUUUUCAUUCAUUUAACAUGUCGUGAAGUAACAAGAAUGUUUUUGUUUUCGUUUGAAUCUAUAAAUUUGUAUGUGACAUAAUGGGUUCUAGUAGUCAGUUCGCCGAGUGUGGUUGUACGUAUAUUAUUACCUCUCUAAACCUUUAAAUUUUCGUAUUCUCUCGCUUAAAAUUUACUGUAAAAUUGAGAAUAAUUAUAUCGAAAACUAUGAUAGCACAGUAUAGUAUUGUAAAUAAAUACCGUUUUUCUACACGCAGAUGCUUACAAAGUGUUUAUUGAGAUAUUAUAUGAAUGCAUAUUUCUAGUUUAGCCAUAUAGUACAUAAUGUCAACAAUAUCAAAGAUCCCUAAUUAUUUUAAAACGAUCUCGCGCAAGUGUAAUGUCAUCUCAUAUGUUAAUCAAUUUUAAUUUUAUCGAAGUUUGCUCGUUCGAAUAUAGAAUUAUAUUUAAAAGUUUAAUAUACAUUUAUGUAAAUGUAUGUAACCAAUAAAAAUGUUUGAAAAAAAAGUUAAAAAAAAAAUAACGAGCUGUUGUUGGUAUAUUUAGGAAAAUAUUAAAAAAAAAGAACCAGAUCAUCUGAUGGUGGCCAUGUACAAAUGAAAAAGUGGAAUGACAUUACACUUGAGAUAUUUAGUGAAAGCGACACAAAUUUUAUAGUAACAUAUUGUUUAAUAGUCAAUACAGAGCCAUCUAACUUAGAUGUAUAUGAAUGGAAUAUAAUGACGCGAAGCAUCAAGUCAUUUCCCCCUCUCCUCCGGUACAAAUUCAAAGAAUACGAUAAUAUAUUGGAAAUUAAAAUAUCCAGUUUUACGAGUUUAUUAAAGUCCUCCGAAAUAAUAAGGAUCUUUUUAAUAUUUUAUAAAGGAUGACAUUACCUCUCUAGAAUUAAUUAGAAAUUAUAUAUAUUCAGAGGGCUCCUAAAAUUAAGAAUACGUUUUCGGAACUAGCCUUUAUAAUGAAGGGUUUACUUGAAAUACAAGUAGUUCUUUCAGUUGCACAGUACAAAAUAUAACGGAAAGCGUAUAUUAAUAGUUGCUUACCAAACGAUAAUAAUCUUUGUCUGUUAAUUUAUAUUUUUCAAAGUAAAAUUAAUAAUUUACCCCUUUUUAUAGUAGUAUAUAUAAUUAAGUAUAUAACUUAUUUAACCUUUUUAACUUGAACUAUUGUGUACAUUUACUAUUGGUAAUUUUAACUUUAAUAUUGUUAAGAGUUUUCCUAGGUCGAACUAUUUUAAAACUUCGGGAUUUCGUUUGAACAAAUCUUCCAUCGUCCCUAUUCCAUUUACUCUUAAGUUUUUACCAAAGCGAAAUAGCUAAGAAGGAAAACCAUUCUGAUAUGAAACUUAAGGUUGUGUAGAUUUAGGUGGGAGGCCACGUUUAUAAAAUAGUUUUGACUUAUUCCUACUCUCUUAUACGACAGAUACAUAAUCGUAGUAUGUUUUGAUUAUUCAUAUUUUAGUCACUUAGUUAUUUGUUCAGUUUAAUAAAUGUAAUUACACAAACGUUGCCAACUUCUUAGUUUAUUUGCACAUAUUUGUUAAAUUUUUGUAAUUAAUAACAAUUUAUUUAGACACCCACAUUGAAAUUUCUUCAUGUUGAAUUUAGUGUGGUGUAAUUUAGUGAAUUGCUUAAAGUACAAAGAAACAAUUUGUUACUUUUGCAAAUUUUAUAAAGUAAAUCAAAUACAUAUUAAAUAAACUAAAAGUAACAGUGAUCUAGAUAAUCUUUACGAAAUAGUUGCCUGUAAAUCCUAAAUGAAAAGCGCAAUUGUUUCUACAAACAAGUGACUAGCCGUUAUCUUGGUUUUAAAGAAAUCUUGUAUCUCGUUUUGCGUUGGUCAAGUAGGAGCGGAAAUUGUUACUUAUUAUAAAACUAUAUCUUGUAUAAGUUCUCUUGUACAUUUAUUUGAACUUGUAUUUUAUCAAAUGCUAUUAGUACUGUAGGAGCACACCGUAGUAAGAUAACCAUCGGUAUAAUACUUGUUGGACUAGGUCUCGCUUUCCAACCUAGGUAAGACUAACCUUAUGUCAACGGUAGUUCUCACUUACAGCCUUUUCACACUGGCGUAUAUCGAGCGCCGUUUGUCGCAGUGCAAACGCCGCGACAGUGCGACUAGCAUUGCGACAACGCGACUAACGCAGUGCAAAUUAUAAAUUGCGUCGUCGUGCCGUCUGUGUCGUGCGUACAUUCGAUUAUUCUAGUAUGAAGAGGCUGUUAGUAUAAUAAUAUGUGUUUUCUUUAACUAUAAUGUGUGAAUGGGAUGAAUGGUCGUGAUCACAUACUUUAAGAUAAGUCAUCAUUUUAUUUUCAUUUCUACUUAUUGAUAAAGUGCUCGCCACUUGCGAGUCUUGUUAUAAAAUCGUGUACAUUCUGGUCAUAGGCACGACUUGUGCAUAGUUAUGUGAAAUUAACAUUAAUUAUUUUGUUCGAUAAAUCCAUUAUCAUUACUAUAUAACUUAUUGCACUCUCAAAUCUACCCUGCCCCAUUAACUUUAGCUAUACGUAAUUGGCAUAAAUUCAUUAAGGUGUAAGGUAUUUUUAUCUUUUCCAAAAAUAUAUACAGUCCCAAAAUGUGAUAGUUAAGAAGACUUAGGUCGCGCAUGCAAAGAGAUAGGAGGUCCUUAGUAUAGAUAAACUGUUUAUGGUUAGAGAACAGAAAAGUGAUAGAAAAUCGUAUUUCACAGAAUAUUAAAAAUGGUGGCAUUUUGUAUCGAACAUUUCAUUAUCAUCGCAAAUAAUCUCUCAUAGAUUAAAAGCACAUAUUUUUCAAAAAGCAGAAUAUCUCAGAAUUCUUUCUAAAGAUACGAUAAACAUAAAACAGGCAUCCGGUGUCCAUUAUGAAGCUCAAAAUUUUCAAACGCAUUGGCUGAUUAUUAGUAUACGGCUGUUAUUGGUUAGUGAAAGAUUCAAAUCAAGGUGUUAAUUAUAUUUUGAUACUCGAUGUUUUCUACACUAGUAGUAUGUAUAUUAACCUUUUGUAUUAACUUUUGUAAUUAGGCUUAACAUCGCACUCCAUCGCAUUUCUCAAUUUGAGUGAUUUAAAUCAUUUUGAUAUCAUUACACAUUCAUGAAACAGUUUGUAUCUCAAACUAACAAAUGCGAUGAGAAUGUGACAAGUGAUAUAAACAGCAUUAUCGAAACGUUACAAUUUGGGGUUUGACUUAGAGACUUGCACAGACACAAAAAGACUGUAACCAAUACUAAAAACUAGAUCCAUAGAUUAUAAAUCUCCAUUUUGUAUAUCUAUUUAACGAUUGAAGAAUUAUAUUGUAGUGUUUCGUAAUAUUUUCAAACAGUACCAAAUCCCGUGUGUAAUUUUAAUUCUGUGUGCACUUUUCUAAGUCAUCAAUUCCUCGGUAUGAAGGAACUUAAAGCAUGCGAUAGGUGCAGUCUUAAGGAAUGAAAAUUUAAAAAGGAAAGAGAUUGUGGUAAGUACGGCUAAAUUUGGGUGAUAAUCUUACGAAUUGGUUAAAGAUAAUAAUUAAGUUAUUGCGUGGCAAUUAGACUAAUUACUACGUAACGCGCGGGGUGCAUCAGGGUAUGAGUGUACUAAUUUGUAAUGAGCAAAGAGAAAUACUUUUGUACUUUCGUAAAAAGUUAACAAGUAAUUUAGUGAUAACGUUUUUUCUAAUUAAUGUGUAAUUCGUAAAUUAAACAAUCAUGUUAAUGUACGUUUUUUUACUGAAAUCGUAGCUGUAGUAAUUUUUGUAAGACAAAAACGAGCACCGACUCGUACGUGUAUCAAGAGCGAUAAUAGUUAUUGUGUAAGACCGCUCGUUGGUCCGUUGAGGAGUCGUCUUGACCAGUCCCGAGAGGCGAUUGACUGCAAUUGAGAUCACUUCUUGACGCGUGACCUUCGGUGGCAAGGUCAUUUAUGUCUAGGCUAGGGUAUCCUCAAGUAAUGUGCGUUUUGUGUCCGAUGUUUUUAUGUUGGUAAUUGAAAUUUGCAUUUGAACUACAAAAUAUUGCAGUGAGUAAACAUAAGUUUAAGUGAAAACUAAGCCAAGAAGUCCAAUCUCGGUUCAAUAUGGUGUGCGUAAAAAGUUGAUUUUGCGAGUUGGUACCAAUCUCGGUUCAAUAUGGUGUGCGUAAAAAGUUGAUUUUGCGAUUUGGUACCUACAGGUCUAAGUAAACAACUAAUCGCCGCGGACGGAGUUUGAAUGAUUGGCUUUAAUACUUUAUAAGGGUCAAGGUGUCAGUUAUUUUUGUUCAAGGUUAUUUAACACUGAACUGAGAAAUUGCAAAAAUCAUCUAAAAUAACUCUCAAGACAAAAUUAGUGUUAUAAAAUGGUAUCCAAAAUUUAAAAUACACAUUUUAUCAUUGUAGUCAUAAAAUUAUACACCAAUUUUUCUCCGUACCUAAAGUCUCUUUUGACAAGGACGUAAAAAGAGAUGAGUACAGUGGAUACUAUACAAAAUUGAAGAAUUGCUUAAAUGCCUUGACCCUGUGAAUCGCGACACAAAGAUACAUUUGGAAUUAAACUGCUACAAGACUUGAAACAACUUGCUUCAUAAUAUUUAAUUUCGCGUUAAGCAUUUGUAUGAGUAUGGGAUGAAUGAAGUAUGCCUAAUGUUUUAAAAUGUUUCCUUCAUUUCUAGUGUAGGUAUACUGGUUAUCUACACAUAAUUAUUAUUAAUAUUGGGUGUGGUCGUGUCAUAUAUUAUGUAUUUUACUAUAAUGAUCUCUUGUUUACUUACAAUUUUUCUGGAAUAUGGCUCGAUUAGAGACAAAGUUGGAAUGAGAAGCUCAGAGAAACGCCAAUUGACUAUUUUUAAGUGUAUUCGAUAAGUGCUUGAAAUAACGGAUAAGAAACGUUUAAAAAAUAUAUUAUGAUAUAUAAGUAUUACCACUAAAAAUUAUAUUAUUUUUAAACGAUUGGAUUAAGUCGUAUAUUUUUGUAAAUUUGCAGUCAAUGCAUGAGGAAUUGGCGCGACAAAAGCGAAGAAAUUUACGAUUACGUAAAAGCUAAAAACAGGCAGAACGAUUUUUGGAGAACGUCAAAAUGACUAUGCCGCCAACGGCGUGACAACGCUGCUGCAGCGAUGCGGUCUCUCUUUUUGUCUGUCUUUAGCUUAAGAGUACGCUGUUUAAGAUAAGGAAACAAGUUCCAAUUUGUAACAAUUGAAAAUAAUGAGAAAGCUAUUCAUUUAUAACGAUAGUGAGCGAUGUAUUGUCUAUUUUGUAAUGUUGGUAAAGCAUGAUGUACUAGAUUUAAGGUUGUUUCAGAAAAUUGUAAUAAAACUAAGGAGGCAAAAAAAAACAUGUUAUAUUUUAUACGAAUCCUGAUAUUUCGCCCGCCCCAGCGGCGAGCUUUAUGUUACUUUACGAAGUUAGUAUGUAAGUUUACUCUUUAAAAGAGUUUUCGCAGGUAGUAGUUUUAGUAGGCUUAGUGUUUUUUAUACCGGCUUGAUGUUGUGACAUUUAUUAUUAAUAUGAUAUCGAUAAAACGCAGAACUACCGAAUGAGCGGCCAACAUGAUCAAUAGCAGAAUGUGUAGUGGGUAUCGGGGAAUGGUAUCGGCGAUUUCCAUUGAUUUAGUUUAGCGGGCAGCAUUCCUGCUGUUGUGAUUUACCAAAGUGUCGCAGUUCGCAAGCAUAUCAUUUUAAUACAACGCUAGAUACGUUUUCGGUACAAAAUUUAGCGAAGUUUUUAAUUCUAUUCAAUUAAUAUAUUGUUAGACAAUUCCUCGUCCCCAGCGCUGUACUGGACAGUGGCGGACUGACUUCAGAUUUAAUUGAAGCCGUUUCUAGUCGACUUCAUCGGCUUACAAGUGAAUCGUUCGCCCGAUCGGAGGUAUGAGUUCAACUUGAUCCACUACAGCUAUGGCGAUGAACCUGAAACAAUUCAGUUAUUUAGCAGAAUUAUAUUAUUGUCUAGUGUUUCCGAUUAUGUUACGUUUUAUAUUGCUUAUAUUAUAUAUUAUUGAUACAAUGUUCAUUAAGUAUUUAAUAUUCAUUUGAUGAGGACCUAGUCGAUUCUCUAUGAUAUCACAUCUCCCAAAGUACAAAUUCCUUGUUGUUUAGUCCAAUUUUGUUUGACUGUUAUUAACUGGAAAUUUUUUUAGAGAGAGUUUGCCUCGUCUGGUCGCGUGGAUGAUAGACUUUGUUUACGAGUCUAUUUCGGUUCGUUUAUUCUUUGCCAGUGACGUAGUUCGACCAAUCGGCGCGCUGCGUCUACGGCAAAGAUCAUUCGUAGAUAACAGAUAGUUCAAAUUAAUCCUUAAAAUUAUUUCAGUAGAUACGAAUAUUGUGCCGUAAUGGCAACUAGGAAUUACGAAUAUUAUUAUGUUUAGCAGCUCUUAAUUUAGUUUGAUGUUAGAAUAAUCUUAAUUUACCUACUUUUAGUUAAAUUGCACAAUUAAUAACCCAACACUUAGUUAUUCAUUACCUACACUAAUUUCUACUGUAUUCAUUCACACACUGGUUAUUUUUAAGAUUUUAUUUUAACUUGGUAAACUAAUGCUCAGCAUUUCUUUAUCGGGUAUCUUUGUUUUAUUUACCAUUGUAUUUUGUUAUACGUAAUCGCCUACUACACAUUAUCUAAUUGGAAAGCUUAAUUAGCAUUGAAAUAUAUUUCAAAUGACACUAUACCUACGAUAAAUACAAUAAAACUUUUAUAAAAAUAAAAUAAAAAUUUGAAAAAUA